CUGGAGCAAAAUGUCAGACGACAAAUAUUCUACUCCGGACAUCUCACACUUACGACAAGGAGACUUUGAGCACGUGUAUGAACCGGCAGAAGAUACAUUUCUGUUCCUUGAUGCACUGGUUAAAGAGCACGACUACAUCAAAGAAACAAAACCAGCUUGCUGCCUGGAGAUAGGAUGCGGGUCAGGAGUAUGUAUAACCUUUCUGGCGAAAAUGUUGGGACCCACCGCUGCCAUGUAUUGGUAGGUCACAACCAAAAGAUAGUCCGAAAGAUUCUGACUACAAGGUGUACAGACAUCAACCCAUUGGCUGCACAGGCAGCAGAGAAGACAGCUCAACAGAAUGGUGUCACUGUUCAGCCAGUUCUCACAGAUUUGGUUGGCUGCCUGAGACCCCGACUUAAAAACCAGGUGGAUGUAUUACUAUUCAAUCCUCCAUAUGUUGUUACACCCUCAGAUGAAGUAGGUAGUAGUGGUAUAGAAGCUUCAUGGGCAGGAGGUUGUCAUGGUCGAGAGGUGAUGGACAGACUCUUCCCACAAAUUCCUGACAUUCUUUCACCUCAGGGAAUCCUUUACCUCGUCAUUAUUAAGGAAAACAAGGCAGAGGAAAUAGAGGAUAUAAUGAAAGGAUAUGGUUAUAAGAUGUGGACAGUUUUAUCGAGAAGAUCGGGGCCAGAAUUCCUCUCUAUUUUAAAGUUUACCAGAUGACAUGUUACCACCCAUGACAAAAAAAUUCAUCCUUUGUGUGACCAACAACUAUGCAAGGUCAGAGGAGAAAGAAACAAUACAGUGAUGUCAGAGGAACAAUGAAAUGACAUCAUUAUCAGCUUUGGACGGGGGAGAUUGUGAAACAGGAGAUAAAACAGAACAGACAGAUAGAUGCCACAAUGUCAUUAGCCUACUACCUAGUCUUUUGGACGGAAUGGACCAGGUGAAACACUAUGUACCAAUUGUACCAGAAUACAAACAUGGAUGAUGUGACCUUGAAUAUAGGUCAAGGUCAUUUAUUUUGGCAAACUUUUUCAGGUGUCAUACCAGUAAUCAAAUAGCUGAAUAAAGAAUUAAUUCAGCAAA
Molecule: messenger RNA, 1071 nt
Organism: Pecten maximus
Lineage: Eukaryota; Metazoa; Mollusca; Bivalvia; Pectinida; Pectinidae
Product: methyltransferase N6AMT1-like
Exons: 6
Coding region: 175-705 (176 amino acids)
Biological process (GO): methylation
Cellular component (GO): eRF1 methyltransferase complex
Molecular function (GO): S-adenosylmethionine-dependent methyltransferase activity; nucleic acid binding; protein methyltransferase activity
Source: RefSeq, a predicted model, not a curated record